Molecule: messenger RNA, 1632 nt
Organism: Ambispora gerdemannii
Lineage: Eukaryota; Fungi; Glomeromycota; Glomeromycetes; Archaeosporales; Ambisporaceae
Source: the annotation of a GenBank genome assembly
AUGUCGCAUAAUAACGUUAAUGCCUCGUAUUUGGAAGCGCGUUUAGCCCAUCGUAGAGGUCCGUUAGAAAAAAGAGGAACUCAGAUUUGUUCUAAUUCUGGUGUAACUUGUAGUGAUAGCUAUCCAUGUUGUUCUCAGUUUGGAUGGUGCGGUGCUAGUGACGCGUACUGCGGAACUGGAUGCAAUCCAUCUGCUAGUGCAGACAAUGCCUGUCAAGGAUCCACCACCACAACUACUACUACUUCAGCAAGUCCAACACCUACUAAUACUGAUCUCAAAACAUGUUUGACGGGUACCACUGGAAAAGCCGUUUUCCCAGGAGAUGCUGAAUAUACAGCCGAUAUAGUUGAUGAAAAUAAUCGUGUUACGUAUUCGCCAGCUGCUCUUGUGUAUGCAUCGAACAUUGCAGACGUGCAAAAAGCAGUUAAAUGCGCAGCCACUUCGAAUUUAAAUGUUGCACCAAGAUCCGGAGGUCACUCGUAUGAGGGUUACUCACUUGGUGGAAAAGAUGGAGCUCUCGUAAUCGAUUUGGGUGGUCUGAAUCAAAUAACGAUUGACGGUGCAGCAAAAACAGCAAUAAUUGGUGCCGGAAAUAAACUUGGUCCAAUUUACUAUGCACUUAGUCAAGCCGGUUACUUGAUUCCUGGUGGCUCGUGUCCAGGUGUUGGUAUCGGUGGAUUUGCGUUGGGUGGUGGUUAUGGAUUAUACUCUCGUAAAUUCGGUUUAGCCGUAGAUAACAUUCUCUCAAUUGACAUUGUAAAUGCUAAUGGAGAUUUAAUUACCGCGUCUUCAACCCAAAACCCUGAUUUGUUCUUUGCUUUACGUGGUGCUGGUGGCGGAAGUUAUGGAGUUGUGACAUCAUUCCAAUUUACAAUUACACCUGUUCAAACACAAGUCACUUCAUUCCAGUAUAAAUGGCCAGUAAGCGUAGCAAAAACUUUAAUCCCAGUUAUUGAACAAUAUGCAACUCAAGGAACUGAUAAUGUAACAUUCAGUUUAGUAUGGGAUAAUAGUGGAUUAUUAAUUCAAGGUGUCUAUUUCGGUCAAGAAUCCGGUCUCUCGGAUGCUUUAAGUAGCAUUUUAGCAGUAUCCGGAUACAACACAGUAAAAGUACAACAACAUACCUUCUUCGACUCGGUUGUAUUCUUCUCUGGUCAAUCAGUAUCAUUCGUCCAGAAUCCAACGGUUCUUCCAUACACCUUCAAAGCAAAAUCUUUCUAUGUCAAUUCACCUGGUCUCUCUGCUGCCGGCAUUGACGCAUUCAAUAACUAUCUAGCAUCACCUUCAUGCCCUACCUACGCGAUUUUGGAUAUUUACGGAGGAGCUAUCAACAGAGUUGCCUCAGAUGCAAUGGCAUUUGUUCAUCGUGAUCCAUUAUACGGAAUUCAAUUGGUGACGGAUUGGCAGGAUGCAAGCCAAACAACAAACUGUGUCAAUAAUAUAAACUCUUUUGGCGCCAGCUUCCAAAGUCAAUACACUUCUCCUUAUAGUUAUCAGAAUUAUAUUGAUCGUGAUUUGAAUAAUUGGCAGAACGCAUAUUAUGGUGCUAAUUAUCAGAAAUUAGUGACUACCAAAGCAAAAUAUGAUAAAAACAAUUUGUUUGCAUUCCCUCAAAGUAUACCAACUUCUUAA